AUGAUUAGCCAGACAAUACCCGUUUCUGACGAGCUCAAGGAGGCAUAUCUGGCCCAGAAGCGUAUGAUUCAAGUCAAGAUAUAUAAGGGUUUUGACCCCUUCUACACGUACCAUGUAUUUAACAUCCCAGAAGCCUCAUCCACCGAAAAGGUCAUUCGCCUAGCAGCUCGGGCGUUUGAAAUACCCCAGCUCGAAGCAGUGCUUAUCAACUCGACUGGAGAUGCCAUUGUGCCAUGUCAGACUAUCCUGGACACUUGCAGGCGUUUUGGCACAACCCUUACAGUUGCCCAUCUCAAACCCAUAAUUCCUGUCGUUGAAAAUUACGAAGUCCAAGCGGCGUAG
Giardia duodenalis is the source of this 342-nucleotide messenger RNA. RefSeq names its product putative Ubiquitin fold modifier 1 protein. The coding region runs from base 1 to 342 and encodes 113 amino acids. Gene Ontology annotation, biological process: protein ufmylation. The record is from RefSeq and is a predicted model, not a curated record. NCBI's taxonomy places the organism in Eukaryota, Fornicata, Diplomonadida, Hexamitidae. The transcript has a single exon.